Messenger RNA from Sesamum indicum (sesame), 1848 nucleotides. Its product is annotated as WRKY transcription factor 72A. Gene Ontology annotation, biological process: regulation of DNA-templated transcription. Lineage: Eukaryota; Viridiplantae; Streptophyta; Magnoliopsida; Lamiales; Pedaliaceae. Gene Ontology annotation, molecular function: DNA-binding transcription factor activity; sequence-specific DNA binding. The record is from RefSeq and is a predicted model, not a curated record.
UAGAACCAGACAAACAAUUCCCAAACCAAAAUAUAUAUAUAUAUAUAUUCUUUGCAUAUUUAUAUAUAUAUAUAUAUUUCUUGCGUGCUGAUAAUUGAUAUUUAUGGCAAGAGAGGGAGAAGAUCAAGAAAAUCGUGAAACCAUGGAAAUUGAUCUAUCCCUCAAGCUAGAUGCAAAGAAACUUGUUGAAAACGCACUUGUGAAGAACGAUGGUCAGUCAGACCUCCAAGAACCUGGAAAUCGUGCUGCCAGUGGACGUUCUGAUCAGAAGAGCUUCAAGACAGAAGAGAUGUGUGUGCUGCAGAUGCGGAUGAAUCGCAUGAAGGAGGAGAACAAGAUGUUGAGGAACGCGGUGGAGCGGACGAUGAGGGAUUACACUGAUCUGCAGAUGAAAUUUGCUGUUGUUCGACAAAAUAGUAAGAGGAAGGAUCCGAACAUGGAUUUCUUGCUGACUGGAGAUCGCAACGUGGAGGACCCGAAUGAGGAUCCGGAUAAAAGUAUUAUCAGUAACAGCAAACGAUCGUCGCCAUCACGGGAGGAGGACGAUGACGAUGAUGUUAGAGAAAAUGAUGAAUUAGGGUUGUCUUUGAGGGUACGAAGUAGUUGUAGUAAAGUGGAGGAUGGGGAAAGGAAUAAGGAGAAAAGGGAAGAUGAUCAAGUGAGAGGGUUUGGGGCAGUACAAGGUCAUCAGCAACUGAACCUGCCCGGGAGUAUGAGCAACAUGAUCACAUCUCCACCUAGUAAAAGAGCUAGGGUUUCGGUCAGGGCAAGAUGUGAAGCAGCCACUAUGAAUGAUGGAUGCCAAUGGAGAAAAUACGGUCAAAAGAUUGCCAAAGGAAAUCCUUGCCCUCGAGCGUACUAUCGUUGCACUGUAGCCCCUGGAUGCCCUGUGAGAAAACAGGUUCAGAGAUGUCUGGAAGACAUGUCGAUAUUGAUCACGACAUAUGAAGGAACGCACAAUCAUCCACUCCCUGUAGGCGCGACAGCAAUGGCAUCAACAACGUCGUCAGCAACAGCUGCCUCCUUCAUGUUCUUGGAUCCGACCAACAAUCCCUUCUACAAUAACGGAAAUCUAUCUUCGACCUUAAACCAAUCACCUCAUCCUUACAACAACUACAACAAUAGCCCUCUUGUACUAAAUCCCUCUUCUCCUUACAUGCCAAACCUAGGAGCCCUCAACCCUAAUUAUCAUCACCAAGACCCCACCAAGGGCAUUGUUCUUGACCUCACAAACAAUGCUAGCUCCUCAAAUUCCAUGAACCCCCAAUUGGGGCACCUUUCUUGGAUGCCUAAACAAGGGAAUUUCUUCAAUGAAAACACACUUGCAAGCCAACUUUUCCCAUGCCCUAAUACACUAGUUGAAGAUUUAGGGCACAAAGGUGGUGAUCAAAGGAACAGCUUUAGCAAACCACUAAUGUUGCCUGAAAAUCAUGUGAGUGCAAUUGCUUCUGAUCCUAAGUUUAGGGUUGCUGUUGCAGCAGCCAUUUCCUCACUCAUAAGUAAAGAUAGCCAAACAACUCCAACAAGUUUACCUCCUAAGGACGAUCACGGGGAGGGGAGCAGCAGUGGCGACCUUAGGGAUAACCCUAUUGAGCGUUUGGCAACAGAAUACUCCAAAAUUUAAAGGUUUUUUUUUUAUAUAUAUAUAAAACAAUUUGAACGAGCGAUGUUUGAUUAAUGGUAGAUUAUAUGAUACUUAUACAGUGUUCAGUAAUUAAAUUUUUUGGAGGUAGGGAUAUCUUUAUAUUAGUGAAACAUUACAAUUUGCUUUAUUUUUUUCUGGGAUUAUAUACUAUGUUAUUAGUGUUGUCAGCUGGAGGCUCCAUGUGAAGCCUUGACUGUUGUAAA